AUGGAAUCCUGGACUCAUGUCGAGCCGAUGGAGGAUGUACUAAUGUAUGCAUUUCAGGUGCAUCCUACCUGUGGGCGCUGUCUUGCAGGUGGCACCGAAUGUGUCUACGACGGGAGUGCCAGCGGCAGCGGCACCGCGAGUGCGAGCACCAGUGCAAGUGCAGUUCCCCAGUUGUCUACCUGGCAAAGCGCAUCGACAGCACAGCUCCCAUCUUCGUCCGCCACAAGCAAUGCAAGACCGGAGGAAGUGAGGGGAACAGGACCUCAUACUGAGCCGCCUGCAGAGCCUGUGCCCAGGCAGAUCGGCCCUGAGAGAGGACAGCUUUCUGUUUAUGAUGGUGGCCGCUCGGCCUAUGUAGGCUCAACAUAUUGGGCAAAUGCAAUCCCUUCGGAGAUCAACCGCGACACGGUGCCCACGGUCCUCGGCGAGACCAGCCCAUUCCCUAAAUUUCCUGGCAGGAUGCAGGAUGGAGCUCUCGAAUGGAGCGGCCAGAAGUUUCGCCCACCGCGCAACUGUGGCUUUGAAUGGUCCCAGCCGUCGUCGAACAAAUGCAAGUUCUGUGGAAGGAACUACAACAUCUCAUGUGUCAUGGCACUGCUACCCAGUCGCGAAAUCUGUGAGAAGCUGUGCGGGUUUUUCUUCUCAACCGUCUUUCCUCUGACGCCGAUUUUCCACAUGAAGAGUUUUGCUGAGGAUUUCAGAACGUUCUGGGAUGGCAUUCCACCUGCGAGUGUGCACAACGCUGAGCCGAGCGUGUUUAUGCGCAAGAAGCCGGGAUUUCUAUCUCUCUUAUCUGCUAUCCUGUUUGCGGCAGUCUUCUCGGCCGCGCCAGCUCGUCUGGAGCGUAUCUUUGGAGAGCCCACCACUCUCAACCCCGGAGACAUGUACUUCAUUGCCAUGGCCUCAGCUAGCUUGACCGGUUUCCCUCGACGGCCGAGCAUCUACUCUCUGGCAGCUUACAUCAUUGCGCAGAGUCAGUUCGUGAGGGAAGAGGAAUUCUCGGAUGCUCCCGACUUUAUUGCUACCUCUUUUCGUGUUGCGCUAGGCAUGGGCCUACACCGCCAGCUUCCAGAAUCAGGGCUACCUCCCUCCGAGUUGGAAACUCGACGGCGGCUUUGGUGGUAUAUCCUUCACCUGGAUGUCAUGUCUUCAUCUUCAUCUGGACUCUCACCUCUCUUCAUCAACCAGAAAAUGGCCAACACGGAUUCCAUCUGUCAAUACGACGUUCAGAACGACGAUCCAAGUGCUAGACAAGAAAUUGACGUUCGCUACUUGGUGGCGUCUCGCCGCUAUGAAAUUACUAGGGAGAUUAGAAGAGUACUUGUGCUCCAUUUCGAAGACGGCUUUCAAUCACUGGAAGUGGUUGCAGACUGUGCUGGUCGCCUUCGAACGAUAGCUGACCGCACCAGUGCUACAGUCGACACGUUGCUCAAGGCCAGAGUCGCUGCUGAGAGCAAAGCUGCGAAAUCUACGACUCCUCGUCCCUUUGAUCAAGCGCCGCUUAUGCUUGACUUUGAUCGGGUGUGGACUCUUCGGCCAGACCCGAGCGAUAAGGAGGUGGUUGACUUUACGGCCUGGUCUGCGCUCCUGUUGCACCUCAUGGUCCACAAGGCGUAUUGUGUGCUUUACCACCCGCUGUUCAGGGAUCCUGCGAUGGUGGCCGACGAAAACAUCCGAACAAAUGCGGUCAAACAUGCCCAAGCAUUCAUCCAGGUGUUUAUUCGUGUCUGCAACGAUCCCAUCUCUGAGCCCUUCCAUUGGAUGUACCCGGGCACCUACCAACCUCUGCAGGCGGUUUCACUCCUUCUAGCCGACCUGCUACAGCAUCCAUACAGCGACGAUGCGGCCCUCUCGCGAGGCUUGAUCGACGCCAUCUUCGAACUCUACCAGGUGGACGAAGGCAUCGUCAGCCAGAGCGACCCGCCUCGACGCCAGCUCUCGCCGUCCGGACGAGACGCGUGGACUAUGCUGGUGAGGACGCGGCGCAAGGCCCUAGAGCAGGUCGGCAUGGACUACCACGUGCUUUUCCCUUCCAACGCGGUUCUGUCGAGCCGCUGCAUCUGCGGCGAAAGGAUCUCGGCGGUCGAGAGCCAGGCUGCGGCCCACCAGCAGACAAUGCACCGGACCAGGCCCGGGGAGGGACAGCCGCCAGUUCCUCCCUUGUCACAGGACAUGCAGGGCGACAACCAGGGCGACCAGGCUCCCGGCCAGAUGCUCUACGACCAAGUCGACUUUGACUGGCACGCGUGGGACACGGCGCUGGGGCCGUCGAUUGGUCUGAUGCCGUGA
Fonsecaea nubica is the source of this 2289-nucleotide messenger RNA. RefSeq lists its product as hypothetical. The transcript has 5 exons. Bases 1 to 2289 code for a protein of 762 amino acids. Gene Ontology annotation, molecular function: zinc ion binding; DNA binding. Lineage: Eukaryota; Fungi; Ascomycota; Eurotiomycetes; Chaetothyriales; Herpotrichiellaceae. Gene Ontology annotation, biological process: DNA-templated transcription. The record is from RefSeq and is a predicted model, not a curated record.